AUUGAUAAAUGAAUGACUGAUUGACUCGUUUGAAGGCAAUUAUAUUCCGUCGAUUGAGAAGCCAUUGCCGGGAUGUGAGCGAAAGAAUCUGACGUUUUGUUUGACGUCAUCCAAAGAGUUGGCUAAAUGUCUGGACCUCCAGAAGGCGGCCUUCGCUCGCAGAAUACGACCGCAGAUUCGGUGCCAUUCGGCCGACUCUCACAAGGCUUGCAUUGAAGCCGUCAAUAACCGGAAGGCAGACCUCAUAGCACUGGACGCACAACACUUCUAUCGCGCCUCAAGGUAUGACUUUCUGUUGCCAAUCGCAACCGAAGUGACCGACUCUCCAGAGUAUUCGGUGGCUGUUGUGAGGGCCGACUCAUUGGUCGGAUCGUUGGCUGAUUUGCGGGGCAAGAGGUCGUGUCACACGGGCUUCGGACAGACCACUGGUUGGGUUGUGCCGGUGGGCGCUCUGGUCGAGGACGGGGUGUUGACAAGUGAUAACUGCAACCGAGCCGUAGAGAUGGCGGCCUUCUUCACGGGUUCGUGUGUUCCCGGGGCUGCAGACGCCAGAGUCAACUCCAAUGGCAGUGGAGUCGACAGUCUCUGCUCGCAGUGUAUUGGCGACGACAAUGGGAGUCAUGUGUGCGAUAUGUCCGCCGCUGAACGAUUCAGUGGUGAAGAGGGGGCCUUCAGAUGUCUGGUGGAAGGGAGGGGUGACGUGGCGUUUGUCAGUCACAAGACUGCGCUUAAGCUGACGGACGGCAAGAGUGAGCAGAAGUGGGCCAAAGAGUUGCGUUCCGUUGACUUCCGACUCCUUUGCAGAAAUCAAAACCGAAGUCAAAACGUAUUGACGAAUAACGGGAUCAACGACUUCAACACAAUUCCCAAUCCAAACAGUGUUCACAACAGUCAGCGCUUUCGACUCAACAGUUAUUUGGCGCCCAUUACUGACUACCAGAGCUGUCACAUCGCACGCAUACCGGCGCCCAUUGUGGCCACCAGUUCGCAGACACCCGAGGAGUUGCGGUUCGAAGUCCUGCAACUCGUCACAGCCCUCAGCGACACAUUCACUAAUAAAGUGCCGCAAAGUUUCCGAUUAUUUGGCGAAUAUCGCAAUCAAUCGGAUCUCAUAUUCAGCGACAACACCAACCGAAUUGAAUCCCUGCCCCCGGAAACCACAUACGCCGACGCAUUGGCACACUUCCUACCACUCCUCGAAGACAACGAUCCCAUCGCCUGUGCCAACGAAGCACAACAUCUCUGGCCAUCCAUCGCAACAAUCAUUGUUUCCAUAUUUUGCAUACCAUUUGUGUUUAAA
This is a messenger RNA of Oppiella nova, 1300 nucleotides long. The record is from the annotation of a GenBank genome assembly. Lineage: Eukaryota; Metazoa; Arthropoda; Arachnida; Sarcoptiformes; Oppiidae.